GCUCCGUUCCGUGCGCGUAGUCGUGCUCAUCCCGAUCGUCACUCCCCUCUUCGCGCGAUACACUACACUCGUUUUUAUUAAUCAUCAUCAUCGUUAUUAUUGUUAUUAUUAUUAUUAUUAUUAUUACCAUAAUAAUAUAUUAAUUCAACUGCGCUGCUACCGUUACGCCGUUCGCUAUUGCAUUACAAACGUACCGUCUUCGACUGUUUGUAUAGUGUUACUCGGUGGUGGUGUCGCAAUCACGACUCGCGUUCAUCACAAUAUUGACUUCCGUUGUGAUUGCGUUCGUUAUCAGCUAUAUACGAGACAUUAUGAUGGUGUUCGAGCGUAAAAUCCGAUUGUUGCGGCUCGGUGACAGCGAAUCGUUUCUCUAAACUUAGUUGUAUUGAAACAUCCGGAAACCGUAGUUGUGCAUCGCAACGUUCGUCGCGAGCUACACAACUCUCCGACCUCAGAGCCGUAGACCGAAUACGUUCUUCUCUUCGCUAUCUGAAUCUAAAUAAUAGCAGAACCUGCUGCCGUCCGUCCGUCCUUAUUGUAUUCUACGGUAUUAUGCCCUGUUUUUACGUCUUGAUCAACUCACCGACGAUACUGUGAACAAGCUUGUACCAUGAAAACCGUCUUGUACUUUUUUUUUGCGGCCCUAUUCGCCAGGGAUGCCUUAUCCCUUUCCGUGUACACCGACGAUCUACCCCGGCUGGCCGAUAACACUGGUUCGUUAGAAUCCUUCCCUGUCAGGACCAAAAGAGAAGACAUCAAGGCAACGCUAUCACCACCACCAACUAUUGUCUCCGAUAGAAACAUAACAGCCCGGGUUUUCCAUUUAAAUGAAACUCGACAACAAUUGAUGGUUCAUUGGGUUGGUGAUAAUUCAAAUGUUAUCAUAUGUUUAGUUCGUGAAGGAUUUUUUUCUUCAGCCGUAUACAUAUCAUAUGAUUAUGGAGAUACUUAUAUUAAUAAGACAGAAGCAUUUAAAAUUAAUGCUGUUGAAAAUCUAUAUGCUUCCAUCGACAAGUUUUACAUACAUCCUACUUUUAAAUCAUAUUGUGUUUACACAGAUAUAAUAAACCAUAAAAUAUUCACAACAAUUGAUCAUAGUAACCACCUGAAAUCCAUUCAAUUGUCGUUUGUACCUAGCGUAGUAACUUAUAGACCUGAUAUACCAUUUGUAUUUGUUGUCCAUGACAAAAUCAGUCCCACAAAACAAUUGUGGAUAACUCAUGAUUUUGGUAAAACAUGGACUAUGCUUGAAGAGCACGUAAAAUCAUAUUUCUGGAUUCCAGUUACAUGGGAUUUAUAUAAACGAGGUCAUUCAUUAAUAAUACAGCGUGAAGAAUCUUCAAAUACAUCUGUUGUAAUUGCCGUUUCCGAAAAUAUAAAUUCUAGCCAAAAUAAUUUAACUACUUUAGCUGUUAAUGUUGUACAUUUGAAAGUAAAAGAUGAUUAUAUGUUUAUAACUACUCAAUUAUCAAAGAAAAAUUUAGAUCUAUUGAUUAGCUAUAAAGGAGGUAAUUUUAUCCAUACUCGGUUUGAUACUGAACUUGACAGACGUGAUUAUUAUAUCGCUGAUAUUACUGCUAAUAGAAUAAUGGUUGCUGUUGCUCAUACUCCAAUUUUUUCGAAUUUAUACAUAUCUGAUGUAAUACAGUCUUCUAAUCAAGAUUCCAUAUCCUUUAGUUUGUCACUUGAAAGAGUGGUUGCUUAUUUUCCUAACAUUACAUGGACUGAAUCAUUAAUCAGUGACAUAUGGACAGAAACAUUUGCUGAUAUACAUAAAGUUAAAGGCCUUCAAGGAAUAUAUAUUGUGUCACAGAUUUCAUCUUCAAUGUCAGGAGGAAGUAUAGAUAUAGGCCCAGAGCAUAUUAUUACUUUAAUUACCUUUGAUUGGGGUGUAGAUUGGAGAUUGUUAAAUGUUACACGUUCUUUUUCUCAUUGUGAAAAGACCGAUAACUGUUCUUUACAUCUUACUCAAAUGUUUGCUCAUGUAUAUCCUGUCACUAGAACACAUACAUUCAUUUUAUCAUCAAAAUCUGCCCCAGGAAUCAUUAUGGCUACUGGAGUAGUUGGCAAAUCACUAAAAGGCAAACCUGGGGUUUUUGUUAGUAGAGAUGCUGGACUUACAUGGAGACAAGUCUUAAAAGAAAUGCAUUAUUACAAUAUUGGUGAUCAUGGAGGUAUUCUAAUUGCUGUUCGAUGUUACAAGUUGGAAAAAGAGGAGACAAGUCAAAUUCUUUAUUCAACUGAUGAAGGAGAAACUUGGCUUGAGAAAAACUUUACUGACAGCAAAAUCAAAGUUUAUGAAUUAAUGACUGAACCUGGAGAAAAUACUACUGUUUUCACAAUGUUUGGUUCAGUUCUGGAAAAACACGAAUGGUUAAUAGUUAAAAUUGAUCUGAAAAACGCAUUUUCAUAUAAUUGCACCAAAGAUGAUUAUAAAAUUUGGACUCCUACUUCUUCAGUCGACCAUUUGAAAACAUCCUGUGUUCUUGGGCAGACUCAAAUGUUUUUAAGAAAAGCACCUAAAUCAAAUUGUUAUAACGGGUUAAAUGAUGAUCGACCAAUUCAAACUGUAACAUGUGAAUGUGAUAUUGAAGAUUUUACAUGUGAUCAUGGAUUUACAUGGAUGUCAAGUUCUAAACAAUGUAUUAGGAAUAAAACAAGUAGCUUUGAUCCUUAUAUUAUUCCGUCAACAUGUAAACCUGGUCAAAUGUAUAACCGUACUAAAGGAUAUCGUUUAAUUCCUGGUGAUAAGUGUAGAGUAGGUCGUUCUUUAGAAUUUAUGCCUCAAGAAGUUCCAUGUCCAUUUGAGGAAAAACCGGAAUUCAUUUUAGUUGCUCAAAAAGAACGUAUUCUUAGAUUAAGUCUCAAUGAUAAACCAUUCGAAGUGUUACCUGUCCGUAAACUAGAAAAUGUCAUUGCUGUUGAGUUUGAUGUGAAAAAUAAUUGUAUUUUUUGGGCUGAUAUUGUUACAGAUACUAUUGGACGACAAUGUUUAUCUGAUGGCAAAGAAGGUCCAGAAAUUUUAGUGAACUCUGGUCUUAGUAGUGUUGAAGGAAUGGCAUAUGAUUGGGUAUCUAAACAUCUUUACUUUGUUGAUGGCGCUAUGUCAAAAAUUGAAGUUAUUCGUACUGAUAAUAAAAUUCCUGGGCACAUGCGUCGAACUAUUUUAGGUCCUACUUAUUUAAAGAAACCUAGAGGAAUAGCUGUCCAUCCUAGAGCAGGUUAUUUAUUUUGGACUGAUUGGGCUGUUGGUGAAGCCAAAGUAGCGAGAUCUAAUUUAGAUGGGUCGGACGUGAAAACAUUAAUUAAUAAUGAAUCUGUUGUUUGGCCAAAUGGACUAGCUGUUGAUUACAUAGCUGAACGAUUAUAUUGGGUGGAUGCUCGACAUGAUUAUAUAGCUUCUUGUGAUUUACAUGGGAAUAACAUGAAAAAAGUUAUAAAAGACGAUGAAAAAGUUUCUCAUCCAUUUGCUGUAGCUGUUCUUAAAGAUUGGAUUUAUUGGGAUGAUUGGAAGCAAAAUUCAAUUUUUAUGUCUGAUAAGGAUCUUGGUGCUAAAAUACAAACAAUCGCGUUACAUUUACCUGGGUUAAUGGAUUUAAAAGUGUUUUCUCAUAUGUCACAAAUUGAUACUAAUGCAUGUGCAAGUAAUAAAUGCUCUCAUUUUUGUUUUGGUUUACCAAAUCAAAAGUUCUCUUGUCAAUGUCCUGACAAUAUGAGUAAAUCUGAUGAUAUUUGCCUUUGUCCUGGUCUUAAGGAACCAUUUGUCAAUGGUACUUGUCCAUCAGUUGGUCAUACUUGUUCAGUUGACUAUUUUCAGUGUUCUAAUGGUAACUGUAUACCUAAGUAUUGGCAAUGUGAUGGUGAUAAUGACUGUGGAGAUAAUUCAGAUGAAACAAAGUGUACUAAAGUUUCAUGUGGUCCAAAUUCAUUCCAAUGUAAUAACGGAAAGUGCAUUCCAUUAUAUUGGACAUGUGAUUUUGAUCCUGACUGUGAAGAUGGUUCAGAUGAAUUAAAUUGCAAAUAUUCUAACUGUUCGGAUGGACAGUUUCGUUGUAAAAAUGGCAGAUGUAUUACUAUGCAUUGGCGUUGUGAUUUAGAAGAUGAUUGUCAUGAUGGAUCAGAUGAAGUUGACUGUUCUAAUAUUUCCAGUAAUUCUUCAACUACUUGCCCACCAAAUAGUUUUCAUUGCCCUGAUACUGCUAACACUUGUAUUCCAAUUAAAUGGCAAUGUGAUGGUGAAAAAGAUUGUCGAGAUGGAAAAGAUGAAAUCAAUUGUGAAGUUAAAAACUGUGAAAAUUGGCAGUUUGAGUGUGCCAAUAAAAAAUGUAUAUUUGCAUCUUGGAAAUGUGAUGGAGACGAUGAUUGUAAUGAUGGAUUUAAAAGUGAUGAAGUUAAUUGUUCCUCUACAACUAAGCAUUUCAUUGUUGAUUCAAAUACAACUCCUGCAUCAACAUUUAUUACUACUAAUGAUACAUGUAGUGAAUGGUUAUUCCAGUGUAGCAAUGGAAAAUGUAUUCCUUAUUGGUGGAAAUGUGAUAAAGUAAUGGAUUGUGAAGAUGGAUUAGAUGAAGAACAAUGUGGAACUGUGCCAUCUCUAGAUGUUCAUAAAACUUCUACUGUUUCUACUCCUAAAAAUAUGUGUCCUCAACAUUAUUUCCAAUGCAAUAGCGGCUUAUGCAUUGAAGAUUCUUGGAUAUGUGAUGAAAUUGCUGAUUGCGAUCAAGGUGAAGAUGAAAACAAUUGCAAAAACAACAAUUUUGUUGGUCGUUGCAAAAAUAAUAGUAAUGAAUUUAAAUGUCGUAUAUCUGGAUCUUGUAUUAGUACUGAUAAUGUCUGUGAUGGAACCCCACAAUGUCCAGAUGGAAGUGAUGAAAUGUUUUGUACUAAUAAUAAUCAAACUCCAGGAACUCCAAGUUGUGGAAUAGGUCUAUUUCCAUGUGAUGGCAGCAAAUGUAUUCCUGCAUCAAAACGAUGCAAUCGACACAAAGAUUGUUAUGAUGGCACUGACGAAGAAAAUUGUAGUUCAGCAAACAAGACUUACAGUAUUCAAGUAUCUUUAAUGUCUAUUCAAGAUCAUGAAACAACUCCAAAUUCACUACUUUUAAAUUGGAUAGCUCCAACAUAUUCUAGUAGUUUAGAAUAUUUACCAUCAAUUAGUGAAUUCCGAAUGCCAGAAACAUGCAUUAAUAAAACUUGGACAAGUAAAACUAAUUAUAGGUUUACAUUGCUCAAGCCUUAUACUACCUAUAAUUUGACUGUAUAUGUCCGUGAAGUAAAUAAACCUGAUGUUAUUUAUCCACCUGCAUAUUUCAUACUGGCCACAACUUCUGAAGGCGUUCCCAGUGCUCCACUAAAUGUAAUAGUUAAACAAGUCAAUUCCGAAGAAGUAUUAGUCACGUGGACUAGACCAGAAAAUCCAGCUGGUCGCAUUUUAUCAUAUAAUGUUUAUGUUGAGCCACCACAUCCAGCAAUGGUUUUAUCUGUUGAAGCUGAUUACAACAAUGCUACUCAAUCAUAUCCUGUUCGAUCAUCAUUAUAUCGCAGAAGUAUUGAAUAUAGUUUUUGGGUUACUGCCAAGACAUCUGAAUUUGAAUCUGAACGAUCUGCUGUGAAAAGGUUCCACUUCGAUGAAGAUUCUUUAGUAGAUGUUAAUUUAAAAUUAAAUAUCAUUAAUGCAACCGAAAAUAGUUUGACUUUAACUUGGGAAAGUGUUGAACAUGCAGAAGGUUUUAAUAUUGUAUCAUCAGCACCGAUUAAAGAAGGACCCUAUCCUAAUUCUGUCCAAUCAUUUAAUGUAUCUAAUGGAAAAAAUGAAUUAAUAAUCACCAAAUUGUCACCUGGUGUAAGAUAUACAAUUAAUGUAACACCAUACAAUAAACGAUAUAUUGGCAUGAAAUACAUUAUUUCUGCAAAAACUGAAGGUCAACAAUUACCGACUGUGACAAAUAUAACUGGUUCUUUGGUUAACAUUAAAGAUAAAAAAGAGUCUACAAUCAAAGUACAAUGGAGUCCACCUAAACAGUUGGAAAAAACCAAGUGGUUGUACGGAGUUUAUUAUGGCACAAAUACUAAUGAACUUCUCAGUGGACAUAAGUAUAAUACUUCAGCAACUAUAGCUAUUUUGAGCAAUAUUGAAUCAUGUACAUCACUAACGAUUGAUGUUGGUAUCAUUGGUCCCAAUGGUAUUGGACCAUUGUCUAAAAGACCACUUGAAAUUACUACUCCAUUCGAUCCGACUGUUCCACCUAAGGACAUUAAAAUUGAACCAAUGGAACAUUCUACCAAAGCAAUGAUUAUUAUUAGCUGGAAAGCAUCUUGUCAUUCAGUUCAACAGUCUUAUAAAGUAAAUAUUCUGGAAACUUACAAAAAUAAUAAGACUGAAAUUUCUGUUUCAAAUGUAUUUGAUGCUGAAGCUCAUCUUACCGUUCCCAUAAAUUAUGGUGGGAAUUAUUUAAUUAGUGUGUCAACCAUUACACCAAACGCUAUUCCAUCAUCAUUAAUUAAUUAUCGUGCUCCAGAACUACCUCUUCCUCAUCAGGUUAAGGUAUUCAACAUGCCUGGUGGUCACUAUGAAGUAUCUUGGAAAAAACCUAUACUACCCUCUACACUUCAAAAAUCAGUCAUUCAUUAUUUGGUACAUAUAUCUGCAGGCAGUGAAAUAAAUAGCACAAUUGCCCAAACAUAUAGUGCUAAAGAUUCACCAUUUAAUAUCAGCGAUCCACCAAAAAGUAAUCAAUUGUCAGUUGCUGUGCAGUUGGCAACAGAUGCAGGCUAUGUAUCUCGUAUGUCUGAAGUAUUCUCGUUUAAUUCAAUCGAUGCUGAUAUGCAAAAUUCUGACCCAGUGGUUGUUGGUGUCAAUACUGGAUGGACGUUUAUGAUUUUGGUACUAUUAGUAGUAGGAUUAUCUGCAGGAUUGGUAUAUUUUGUUGUUAGACAUAGGAAUUUACAAAAUAGUUUCGUGCAAUUUGCCAAUAGUCGAUACGAUACACGGUCUGGAUCAGCUACUUUCACUGGAGUUGACAGUCUAGGUCUAGGAGUAUUUAAAGAUGAUGAACCAGCAGUUCAAGGCUUUUCAGAUGACGAGCCACUAGUCAUUACUUAAAUAUUAUCAACUGAUCGUUCCGUCAUCUGUGAUAAUGCGUAACCAUUUAUCUCAAUCCAAGUGACAUAUUAUUUUAUAUUAGAUUAUUACAUAAGUCAACUACUUUAUAUUUUAAUACUACUUGACCUAAGUUAUAAUGCUGUAACUGUUUUUUUUUUACUUUAAAAUUUGUAAUUUUAUCUCCUUAUUUUAUGUUCUAUAUGAGGGUGGGUGAAUAUAGAUGGUUAUUAUUUAUAGAAGAAGGAGAGGCAAACAUAUCUAAAAGCUCGCAUCAAAAAAAAAAUUUAUAUUAUUUUAAUUUUUUUAAUAAGUAUCUUAAAUUGAUUUUAAAAUUUGUAAGAGAGGAUUGCCAUAACUUCCCAUGUAUCCACUCCUGGUUCUUAUUUUACUUUUUCUUUCUACUCUGUUUUUUAUUAUCAUUGUUUUUGGAAAUUUGUGUCCAUAAUUAAAUAAUUACCUACAUUGUUGUUCUAUAGAAUUUAGACUAUAAUAAUUUUUUUGUUGCCAAUAAAUUGCCAAAAUAAUAAUACAUUUUAAGACUUCUUCAUAGGUAUG
Messenger RNA from Sipha flava (yellow sugarcane aphid), 7657 nucleotides. RefSeq names its product sortilin-related receptor-like. Gene Ontology annotation, biological process: post-Golgi vesicle-mediated transport. The transcript has 33 exons. Gene Ontology annotation, cellular component: membrane; Golgi apparatus. The coding region runs from base 611 to 7102 and encodes 2163 amino acids. The record is from RefSeq and is a predicted model, not a curated record. Lineage: Eukaryota; Metazoa; Arthropoda; Insecta; Hemiptera; Aphididae. Gene Ontology annotation, molecular function: protein binding.